Messenger RNA from Drosophila guanche, 627 nucleotides. RefSeq names its product protein KRTCAP2 homolog. NCBI's taxonomy places the organism in Eukaryota, Metazoa, Arthropoda, Insecta, Diptera, Drosophilidae. Bases 121 to 543 code for a protein of 140 amino acids. The record is from RefSeq and is a predicted model, not a curated record. The transcript is spliced from 3 exons.
AACUGCCAUUCACUUGGAAUAGGAAACAAUCGAAAAAAUACCACAAAUACGCACACAUGUGAAUUGCGCUGGAAUUACACGUACAACAAAGACGCAACGCCGGCGAAUGAAAAAAAAAAUAUGUCUGCCUCAACUAGUAGCAAGAACACGCUUGUCUCCUCCAUCAUCUCCGGCAUACUGAGCCUGGUUAUCUUUGCCACGCUCCGUUUCUGCGCCGACUGGUUCAAUGGCUCACAGUUGAAUGUCUUGGUGGGCGGCUACCUCUUCUCCUGGCUCUUCAUCUUGAGCCUCACCUGCGUAUCCAAUGCGGAAAUGCUGAUAUUUGGCCAGGACUUUCAGGCCAAGCUAGUGCCGGAGAUACUUUUCUGCAUGUCCCUCACUGUGGCCGCUGCGGGCAUUGUUCAUCGUGUGUGUGCCACGACCAGUAUUUUGUUCUCUCUGGUGGGUUUGUACUUUCUCAAUCGAAUCUCCAGCAAGUAUUAUUCCACUGCUGUGGUGCCUCUAGACGCACCAGCCCGAAAGACUGCAAAGAAGUUCAAAUGAUGACCCGACAAUCAUGAAUCGAAUCUUAAAGCUUAUGCUUUAUGUUCUAAUGAAAAAAUAUAAACUAUAAUUACACAUACACUA